This is a messenger RNA of Pyricularia grisea, 1764 nucleotides long. RefSeq lists its product as uncharacterized. Gene Ontology annotation, molecular function: transmembrane transporter activity. Bases 1 to 1764 code for a protein of 587 amino acids. The transcript is spliced from 5 exons. Gene Ontology annotation, cellular component: membrane. Gene Ontology annotation, biological process: transmembrane transport. Lineage: Eukaryota; Fungi; Ascomycota; Sordariomycetes; Magnaporthales; Pyriculariaceae. The record is from RefSeq and is a predicted model, not a curated record.
AUGAGCUCUACGGCCACAGAAACCAUUGAACUACAUGCAUUGGCGGUUGCGACAGAUGUUGGCCCGGGCAAGGGACUUCACUCUAUCGCCGAUGAUUCGCCUAGGCUGAUUGUAGGUGCUGGCGAGAGGAGCCGUAGAAGCACUGACGAGUCUGUUUAUGUUGAUGGGACUCAUCCGGGACAGGGCAACGGAAAGUCAUUACUUCGCAUUUCGCUAGCCAUCGGUCAGCCUUCGCUCGUCAAUUUCGCCGUUUCUUUCACCAACGGCAUCAUCACCGUUGCUCUUCCCGCCAUAUCUCGUUCUAUAAACCUUCCCCGCGAGCUCUUCCUAUGGCCUUCCUCGGUCUAUGGUCUCACCUCUGGUGCGGCCCUCCUCCUCGCCGGCAGUAUUGCGGAUCUCGUUGGGGCCAAAAGUGUUGAGUUGGUAGGUGUUGGCAUCCUGGCCAUCUUUGCAUUAGCUAGUGGCCUUGCGCAAACCGGACAGCAACUAGUAGCCUUCAGGGCCUUGAUGGGCAUUGGAAUGGUAGGGGAAUCCCUAAUAUUUUCCCCUCUGUGUCCUCCUGUUCGUGUGCUGAUUGAUGAGUGCAACCUCCACCUCCAGGCUAUGCAUCUGCCGUCCUCAGUUUCUCUGGUAGCUGCUGCUGUCCCUCGCGGAAGGGCUCGCAAUGUGGGAUUUGCAUUCCUUGGCCUGACCCAGCCUCUCGGGUUUUCUCUCGGACUCAUCCUUGCAGGAGUUCUCCUGCAGAGCUCUGAUGAGGGCUGGAGGAAAGCCUUCUUCACAUCCGGCAGUCUGACUGCGAUUGCAGCCAUGGGUGGCUACUGGGUCUUGCCUAGUGUUGAGGCUGCCGCAACCGGUAGCAGCAUAUGGUCGAAGCUCAAAGCCGAAGUCGACUGGGUCGGAGUUGGCCUUUCCUCUGCCGGCUUGUCACUAUUUGCCUACGUUCUCGCUAUGCUGAGCGCGGAUCUGAGCGUGAUUCGCACCGGAACAACAGCAACGCUUCUUGCUCUAAGCUUGAUGCUCAUCGUUUCAUUCCCCUUCUGGAUGUCAUACAGAACGCGUCACGGCAAGGUGGCCCUAAUCCCCAACUCUCUAUGGCAAAAUAUCCCAUUUACGAGCAUUUGCCUUCUUGUAACUCUAUCUUGGGGUGCCCUGAACUCGAUCGAGCUGUUCUCCUCGCUCUACUUCCAGGAGAUCCAGCAUCACUCAUCGCUGACUACUUCGCUGCUCCUCCUGCCCAUGAUCUUGGUCGGAACUCUUGCAAACUUCUCCACGGGUGUAUUCGUCGAUCGACUACCCGCACGAUGGUUGAUUGCGAUAUCAUCCUUGCUGACCGCGGGGACGCCUCUGAUAAUGGCCUUGGUUGAUCCGAACCUGAAUUACUGGUAUUUACAAUUUUGGGCACAGGUUCUCGCACCACUCAGCGCAGAUAUUCUAUUCACCGUCGGCCUGAUCGUCGUCAGCGAGUCGUUCCCGGAGCAAACUCAAGCCCUGGCUGGUGCUGUCUUCAACACUGUGGCCCAGCUCGGCCUAUCCCUGGGCAUGGGAGUCUGCCAGGUGGUUGCGCUGGGGGUAAGCGCCACGGGAGGCGGCGCGGGUCAUGGCGGCAGCGGGAGCCAAGACGCCGGCAUCCAGACAGACGUGGCCAGCCUACUCAGGGGAUAUCGCGCCAGCUUCUGGACCAUAUUUGGCUACAUGAUAAUUUGUACGGCUGUUGCGGUCGUGGGCCUGCGUAAUGUUGGCAAGGUUGGCGUCAAGCGGGACUAA